This is a messenger RNA of Malaclemys terrapin pileata, 4834 nucleotides long. RefSeq names its product POU class 3 homeobox 1 (gene POU3F1). The coding region runs from base 1 to 1122 and encodes 373 amino acids. The transcript has a single exon. Gene Ontology annotation, cellular component: nucleus. NCBI's taxonomy places the organism in Eukaryota, Metazoa, Chordata, Testudines, Emydidae. Gene Ontology annotation, biological process: brain development; regulation of transcription by RNA polymerase II. Gene Ontology annotation, molecular function: DNA-binding transcription factor activity, RNA polymerase II-specific; RNA polymerase II cis-regulatory region sequence-specific DNA binding. The record is from RefSeq and is a predicted model, not a curated record.
AUGGCCGCCGCAGCUCAGUACCUGCCCCGCAGCACCGCCCUGCUGCACCCCGACUCCGACCGCCUGCACCAGGGCACCACCUACCGCGAGGUGCAGAAGAUGAUGCACCACGAGUACCUGCAGGGCUUGGCCAGCGGCUCCGGCCACCCCAUGAGCCUCACCCACCACCAGUGGCUGCCCAGCGCCGGCACCGACUGGGGCAGCGGCUCCCACCUGGGCCAGGCCGAGCACGGCAAGGGCAGCGUGCAGGGGGCGGGUCGGGAGGAGCUGCCCGGCGCCUUCCACCCCCGCUCCCACCUGGUGCACCAGCAGGCGCCCGGCAGCCACCCGGGCGCCUGGGCGCAGGGCAGCGGGCACCACCUGGCGCCCAUGUCCCCCACGUCCAGUAGCCACCAGCCGCUGCUCUACUCCCAGUCCGCCUACACGAACCUGAACGGCAUGCUGGGCCCCCAGGCGCCGGCCCUGCACCACGGCCUGCGGGACCCCCUGGGCCACGAGGAGGCGGCCGGGCUGCACGACCCCCAGCUGGAGACCUCCCCGCAGCACCUGGGCCACCCGCAGGAGCACUCGGACGAGGACGCGCCCAGCUCCGACGACCUGGAGCAGUUCGCCAAGCAGUUCAAGCAGCGGCGGAUCAAACUGGGCUUCACCCAGGCGGACGUGGGCCUGGCCCUGGGCACCCUCUACGGGAAUGUCUUCUCGCAGACCACCAUCUGCCGGUUCGAGGCGCUCCAGCUCAGCUUCAAGAACAUGUGCAAGCUCAAGCCCCUGCUCAACAAAUGGCUGGAGGAGACCGACUCCAGCACGGGCAGCCCCACCAACCUGGACAAGAUCGCGGCGCAGGGCCGCAAGCGCAAGAAACGCACCUCCAUCGAGGUGGGCGUGAAGGGCGCCCUGGAGAACCACUUCCUCAAGUGCCCCAAGCCCUCGGCCCACGAGAUCACCUCGCUGGCGGACAGUCUGCAGCUGGAGAAGGAGGUGGUGCGGGUCUGGUUCUGCAACAGGCGGCAGAAGGAGAAGCGCAUGACGCCGGCCGGGGUCCCGCACCCGCCCAUGGAGGAUGUUUACGCGCAGGCGGAGACCUCGCCGCUGCACCACCCGCUGCAGAGCUCGGUGCAAUGACUGGGCGGCGGGGCCGGGGGCUGAGGGCGCCGGGCAGGGGCAGGGGCAGCGGCAGCGCUGGAGUUUACAGUGGGGGCCCAGGAGCGAGGGACUGCGGGCAGAAGGGACCAAGCCGGGCCCGGCCAGGGAGCCCGAACCCCGCCAGCGGCCCCCAGCCCCUGCCCGGCGGGAAGCCGCGCUCGGGACUUUGUUUCUGCCGCUUGGUUUCGGGCCCUGGAUGCCGAGACUCGCCGGGCGGCGCGUGGAAAACGCUCGUUAAUUUAUUCCUCAGACUGGUUCGCACCUGAAUUUGUCUCUAAUUUAACUCGCUGUAUUUAUUUGACUUCCAAAAAUACCGCGCGCUCCAGAGCCCCGCGGCUCUGCAAACGCCGCGAGAGGAGAACUAGCCAAAGGUUUGAGAUCUAAUUUAUUCUUCGUUUGCUCCCGUGUCACUGACACUGUCUGCGGGGGGAGCUCCGCGGCCCGGCCCCCCACCCCCGCUUCAGGCUGGGACGGGUCGGGGAGGGCCGAAGCUCCCCCCGCACCCACCGCGGGCCCCUGGACCGGUUCCGAUGGCACUUAUCUCCCCCUUCUCCUGGGGGGCUGCUGCGCUCCCCGUGCCCGGGGCCCCAGACCGCCCCGUGGAGACUGCGGGCUCUUGGCUUCCCGGGGAGCGGGGAGUUUCCCCAGAGGGACAGGAGUGUCCCCGGCUCCCCACGCCCCGGGCCCGGCCCUGCGGGGCCUGGGAGGGACGCUGGGGAGCCGGAGGGGGGCGGGAGUUGCGGUCACUUCCCCGGCCCGGCUGUAAAUAUGUGAGAUAUGUACACACGUGUCCGCCGUCCCGGAUCCCCGCUCCUGCCCCAGCCGGUUUUUUACACGGACUGAUCCCGAGAGGCUAUUUUAAUAUUGUUUCCCGUCCCGUUUCUAUUUAUUUCUAACCGCGUUCGGCUCAUUCCGCAGCGUUGGGUUCGGAGGUUUGUUUUAUUUUUUAAUCGCAAAAAAAUAUGUAGCCCGCGAAGUUACGUUUCUAUUUAUGUUUAUAGUAAAUAUUUUUAUUACGUACAUAAACCAUUCCCCCAGGAACCGGUCUCGUGUCGUCUUUGCAGGCUGCUGGAGUCAGCUCGGACCCUGCCCGCCCGGGGAGCUGGCGAGGGCUUGGAGUUAGGGGAGCUGGGUUGGGCACCAACCCCCGCCAGGGCCAGGGCCAGGGCCAGGAGGGGGCAGGGACACUCCCUUGUCCUGCAGCCCAAGCCAGGCGGAGCUGCCCGGUCCUUCAGUCCGGCCAAGGUGGGCUCCGUCGCUUCAGCGGACUUCUUUUUUUUCCCACCCCCGUAGAAAGUUUGAGGCAAGUUGGGAUUUUCCUUUGCAAGGACCAUUCCCACCGCCUUGCCUGGCUCUGUAGGAACCAAGCCCCUGUUCCCAGCAGCAAGGGCGUCCCGUGCUCUCCCUGCAUGACAACGGGGCAGCUUCAGAGAGACCGGGACUGCAAUUGUUUAAACAAAGGCAAAUAAACUCUACUCGGGGCAGGGCACCUGUGGGACCCGGGCACCUGCCGGGCUGAUCGCUUGGCAUUUAAAGUUGUAGGGGAGAGCCGCUGAUUCCGCGUGGGGAAUUUAAUCCUAAAUCAUGAUUUCGGGUGUUCACUUUUGGUCCAAGGGGAAUGUGGCACAUUUGAGAUUCAGAGUCCAUGUUUACUGGGUGCAUCCUUCUAACAUCUUAUAAGUCACAUCCCGUAACGGCCACGACUUAUAGGCAGCAUUUUGCCAAAAUUCUUCUCCAUUCUGCAGUGUGUGCCACUUGCUAUUGAUACUACAGGAGCUGUGGACUCCAUAAAUAGGUAAAUGUAAAAUCAAGAUCUUUAAACAAAUGUGUGGAAGCUCUUAAACUUACAAGGGUCUCUGGAAGAGAUGAGCUGUCCACAGAGAUCUCAGGAAAAGUAUAAAUCCUGUGCUGCAAUAUGUAUCACAUGCCCCCAGCUUCGGGGAAAGAAUCUGAUCUCAUUUGUUCUUCAGACACUGCAUUUUUUCAGGUUUUUUUUUUUUUCCAUUCCAAAGGGUUCCCUAUACAGAAGGUAGAAUUACAAAAAAAUGUGUCUUGCAAAUAUCUUCCCCAUCAUAUUCCAGUUAGUGCAGUGAAAGAGAUGUGCAGAAAGGGCCAAAUGUGCCCGUCUUACCUGAGAGAGAAAGGGAAACCCGCCUUUGGUUUUUUGAAGCGGAAGACACUAGUCUAGUAAUGUACAUUUUACCUGAAAAAGGAGGAAAAAAAAAUCUCCGUAUUUUUCAUUUAUCAGAGACUUAAAGCUGAACGUUCAUUAUUAAUUUAUUUUAGAAGUAAAAGACCUGUAAUUAUAUUUUCAGAUUCAGCUUUCUAAUUUUUUGUCCUGUUUAAUAUUAUCUUUGCUUUCAGAUAACUCAAACAUGUGAACAAUCUAUUACUCACACUUGUUUACAAUUGUUACAAAUACUGUUCAUCAACAUUCACUAUUCCUGUUAACUACACUUCUGGGAAACUCAAUAUAAAUGCCUAAGCCAUGAAGAUGGUGUGUCUGCAUACACUUUUAUGUACACACGCAGAGCUUUAAAAUGUAUAAUACCAGUGAAAAUAGCAUAAAUUGUAUUUGGGGUGCUAUGAUAGUCCACUGAGAUUAAUAUGCCUUUUUGGAAUAUAAAAUACAAGCAGAAAAUGUUUUUUAAAGAAUUUUCUCACCUUACAUUACUGAAAAUAAUAAAUAUGCAACAAUGUAAUACAAGAAAAUUCCAUCUUAGCACUCAAGCUGUGCUCUCAUGGUUUUUGAUGUCACCAGAUCCUUCUAUAUAGUAUCCCAUCCUAAUAUUUAUGCCUAUACCAGGGUCUAGAGAAUACUUACUUAUUUCAUUCUCUGUAUUUCUAGAAGAAUUAACUUGUAUCUUUUUUAAGUCUGCUUUCUCUCAGAAUUUGUGAGGAAAAGUCACAUAAGUGGAUUCUUUUCACUUUCACAGAUCUUUUGUUUCCAGCAGUAUUUGUAUGUUGAGAGAACUUUUGAAGCCUGUGGCUGUGGAACUCACACACUGGAGAAAUGUUUAAUUGCAUAAAGUGGGUAAAAUGUCAGAUACUUAAUUUGCUAGAAAACUUCCUGUCCACAAUCUAUAAUAUUUGACACAUUGCUUCUUGACUCUGGAUACAUUUUACAUUUUGUGAAACAGCGGGUGUAAAGGGAAUUUUUGUUGAUGAUCGGACAUUACUGUAUGUCAGUUCAGAUUUAUUUUUUUAGGUGUGAAUAAUGCAGUUUGCACCCAACAUGAAAAAUCUUCUGUUUUCUACAAAAAUCUUCUGCUUGGUUUUAUUGUAUUUUUGUGCCUUCCGUGUUUUGUUUGCAAAUGCAUUAUUGCUCAGGCAAAUGUCACAAUCAGCCAUGUUACUAUAAAUUAAUUAUCCUAUUUUCUCUGUCACUUUCAAAAAUGUAGUUAUUGUGUAGUGGCUAAUACAAAGGAUAUUAAUAGCUACAGCUUUCCUACUCUUAUCAACUGUCUCUUUGGAUUUUUUUUUAAUUUAAAAAAGUCACGCGGGUGGACCAUUAUCAGACUAAAUAUCAUGUUUGACACCCAUAAGUUAGCACACCAGCAAAUGGGUUCACCUUGCAGUACAAAUAAGCUGGCAAACACUGCAGAAGACUACUAAUAACUCCUCUAUAGCAACAACAUAACACAAUAUUGUCUAAAAGAUUCAGCACACAUGAUUAAUAAAGCAUUUUGUC